AUGUCGAAAAAUUUGAUCGGCGAGAAGGCGGUUGUGAGGAACACUGAUAUGGAUGAAUCAAUGCAGACUUUGGCCAUUGAGUUGGCUGCUGCUGCAUUAGAAAAGUACACACUUGAAAAGGAUAUUGCGUCACAUAUCAAAAAGGAAUUCGAUAUUCGAUAUGGUGCUACUUGGCAUUGUGUUGUUGGUCGUAAUUUCGGCAGUUAUGUUACACACGAAGUGCGCAACUUUCUUUACUUCUACAUUGGUUCGUUGGCUUUUCUUCUUUUUAAAUCCGGUUAA
Messenger RNA from Rodentolepis nana, 282 nucleotides. The record is from the annotation of a GenBank genome assembly. NCBI's taxonomy places the organism in Eukaryota, Metazoa, Platyhelminthes, Cestoda, Cyclophyllidea, Hymenolepididae.